This is a messenger RNA of Dicentrarchus labrax (European seabass), 3455 nucleotides long. RefSeq names its product syndecan 2 (gene sdc2). Gene Ontology annotation, cellular component: cell surface; membrane. The record is from RefSeq and is a predicted model, not a curated record. NCBI's taxonomy places the organism in Eukaryota, Metazoa, Chordata, Actinopteri, Moronidae. Bases 417 to 1058 code for a protein of 213 amino acids. The transcript has 5 exons. Gene Ontology annotation, biological process: cell migration.
UUACUCCAAGUGAGCGCUGAGGGAGAGCGAGCGAGAGAGAGAGAGAAAGAGAGAGAGAGAAAGAGAGAGAGAGAGCUAGGUGUCUCGUGCGGAUUUCACUGUCACACACAAGGCGCGCGGAGGACUUCGCAAUUAAAACCGCGUUUUGUUUUGUAUGUAUUUUGUCCGAUUUGCGCAGGGAAAAAAAGAGAGAAGUGCCCCCGGAGAGAGAGAGAAGAGAGCCGCGGGGGGAGGAAUAACCAAAACGCAACACGUAUCCGGUGGGAUCCCACUCCUGAGAGAGAGAAGCGGCAGGAGUUGGAGCGGAGGGUGCAAGGAAAGCGAGAGGGAGAAAGAAGAAGAAGAAGAAGAAGAAGAGGGGGAAAGAUUUGACAUUUCGCUCGUAACAACGCGUUUUUAAUUAAUACAGAGGAAUAAUGAGGAACGUUUGGAUAAUUUUGACCCUCGGGCUGACCGUCUUCCUCUCCGGGGAAACGAUAGCAGAAGCAGCCAAGACUUCCUCUCAGACUGAUGACUUGUACCUGGAUGACACAGGCUCAGGAGGAUACUACCCUGAAGAUGAUGACGACUUUAACUCAGGGUCUGGCUCAGGUGGAGGUGAAGAAGUGAUUGAGGAAACAGUGACUGUCAGUGUGGUUUAUAUCGAGCCCAAUGCAGCAGAACCCACCCAGGACUCCACCAAAGAUUUCACCCCAAGGGUGGAGACAGCCACGGUCAGAGAAAAGGCCGGGGACAGCACACCCAGGAAACCACUCAGAACAGAGGCACCAGUGCCAGUUACAGAGGACAUGCAAAGGAACCAGAUGACUAGUACAACUAGUGCCCCCGGCUCACCCCAGGAGGCCAUCGAGGUCCGCACUGAAAACCUCUUCCAAAGGACAGAGGUGUUGGCAGCUGUUAUUGCAGGUGGUGUGAUCGGCUUCCUGUUCGCCAUCUUCCUCAUCCUCCUCCUGGUCUACCGCAUGAGGAAGAAGGAUGAGGGCAGCUAUGACCUGGGAGAGAGGAAGCCCUCCGGCGCAGCCUAUCAGAAGGCCCCAACCAAGGAGUUUUAUGCAUAAAAGUUGGCCCCUCCCCGUCAUCAGAACGACAAAUCGCGAGUGACUGUCAGAAACAGUCCAUGGCAACAGCGAACCUGUUCAAACACAACAAGAAACAACUUGAUUUAAGGAAAAAUAGCAUAAAGGAAAGCUUUUGCAUAGAGUAUUGUAAUUAAGACCUUUUCUUUUCUUUCUUCUUUUUUUUUUUUUAAAAAUGAAAACCAAGCAUUUCUCAUUUUAUGGCGAAUCUCAGUGUAUUUAAACAUUUUGUGUAUUAUUUGAAAAGGCUGAAAAAAUAAAAAUAGGAUCUGUAAAGGCGAGGAAAUUAAUCGCGUCUGUCUUCUGUCAAAGGAGCUGUUUUUAGUCGCUGACUACUUUUAACUGUAGCAGUAUGUUAUUUGUAAAGAAAAAAAAAUUUAAAGUGGAAAUAAUUGAAUAUAAUUAUUCUGUAUCAAUCCUACUUUCAUUUUUUUCUUUUUCUUUUGUCCUAGCAUGUCUGAUGUUGAUCUCUAAAGGUGUAUUACAUUAAUUUAUCUUUUCUCUGAUGUUAAAAAAAAUGCCUUUGUAGUUUUGAUGAAGCUCUUUGGUCUUCAUAUUAACGCUGUUAAUGGUCAAUGUAAAUGUUCUCCCUUCAGGUUACAAUGUUUAUUAUUUGCUCUCAUCAGUUUUUUUAGUCAAGCGUGAGCGUAUCAUUAUGUCUUGUUUAUUUGUUUGUUCUCUCCUCGGUGUAGCCUUUUUUUUUUUUUUUUUUUUUUUUUUUUUUUUCUCGACAGCAUUUUAUUUUCACACCAGGUCUUUAAAAGAUAAAAAUAAGUGUGUCAGGGCUCAAGAAAAAUCACAAAUCUCACUUCUGUUUUAUGUCUCGCUGAACUUCUUUUCUAUUUAAAUGCAUUCUCGUUCACAUUGCACAAUCACUGCUUUUGCUUCCCAGUGCUGUCCUGCAGCUUUGUGUGUAUGUACAAAGUGUUUUGGGGUGAAUUUUCUUCUCCAUGGCUUGUGGUGUUUUUGGCCCGAAGCCACCUCCCUCCCCGAUGCGUCCCCUGAGUUUACUGACUGCACCCAAACUCUGCUAGCACCCCUCUCUGUUUACCCUAACCUCCCUCAAUCCCACCUUCUUUUUAAUCAGAUUGGAGCACGGCCAGUCGAGUUGUCAACCCCCAACUACCCCCACCUCCCCCCCACUCACUCUCUUUCUCAGCUGCAUGGAGCCACCCGGGUAGCCUGGUGUUAUUGUCCGAGUCCCAGUGUUGAUGCUUUUAGGCCCAAAGAUCUGCUCACUGAAGGCCUGCUACUGCUUGGACGCAAAUAAAACCAGGCCAGGACUGAUUCCCCACAUGUAGAGCACAUACCUCUGCAGCAAACCCCACAAGAACCCCCCGCCCCGAAACCCAGUUUCUCUCAGAGGGACUGAUAAAUAAGGCUGCACAGAAAAUGUAAGACUCCAGUGUUAUGUCUGAAUAGUCUUUGACAAGACACUCACGUUGAGGGCUAUUCAUGUUUCUUUAGCAGUCAGGCGCAGGCAUUUCAAAAGAGCCUCUGUUGAGAGAUGAGGUUGUUUACCAGGUUUAAAACCUCCACAAGGUGUUUUGUUUUGAUGCCAUUUUGCAUCCCCCAAUUGAGUUAAACCGAAUAAAAGGCCACAAAAUAGCUGUUACAAAAUAGCCACGUAGCUACAUCAAAUAAAAACAAGUUACUGUCUUCUCCUUUUUUUUUUUUCUAACAUUACAUUAACUUGCUCUGAAGAGACACGUUUGUCCGGCAGGUUUGUGAAGUUGCCUUUUUCAGCUGUACAGUAAUGUGAAGUAGAUACAGUAGAUGCUGUCACAUUGUCUAAACUCCUAACACCACCCACACAGAGCUGUUCAUCCCUCUACCUCUUAUCCCUCGUGUUUCAGUCUGUCUAGGAUCCUUUUGGUUGUCCACUUCCAUCCUCUUUACCCCCGUCUCUUGUUGUCCGUUCUCGUCAUAGAACUUAAGGUACUGAACUAUACUGAAAAACCCAAAGACUCACAGUAUUUCUACUCCCACCAUCCUCUCAUACCCCACCCCCUCCACCAUGGCCACAUCAUGUUGUUUCCUCAUUCUCUUUUUCUUCACUCUUUUGUUGUUUUUUUUCUUUCUAUUAGAGACCUGACCUUUGAGUCCAAUUGCUUAUUAGUAUAUGAAAAGAUAUAUAAAUAUAUAUAAAUGUAUAUUCACAAAUGUUUUAAACCUUCAAAGUGCCUACCAUUUGGAAAUGUACUUGCUCGAGGUGAGCAUGUGGCAGGUGUGUACACACAGGAGGGGUGUAAACGACUUGACUGGCAUUCUGUGAGCAUGGAUGACUGUAAUGGUAACUUUUUUUUAGUCUUACAAAAGCUGACAGUAUUGUACCUAUAAGUUGAAACAACACUACUGAAUAAACAUUGUGGCCUAAUA